GUGGAGGAUGGAAUGAAAGUCCAGGUAGUUAUCAUUGGAUGGGCAUGCACAAUCUUGUGCUCGGUUUCGUACACUGCUGCCUUCUCCCAUGGUGCGAGUCUUUCCGCCUGUGGUGACAUGACACCCAAACAUAUAAGAGCUCAGCUUCAGAAUCCCCGGAACAACUAUAUCACUCUCCACACCAAUAUGUCCUUCUACUUUCCAGGUGAUAAGGUACCAGUGACAGUGAGGAGCUCUCGGGAUUUCAUGGGCUUUUUGCUUCAAGCUCGCAGGGUAUCUAAUGAUCAAGUUGCUGGCACUUUUGUUUUCAUUCCUCCGGGUUCCAAACUGCUGACUUGUUUUGAAGAUGGCGAUUCUGUAACCCAUUCUGACAAGUCACUGAAGAGAAACCUGUCAUUUGUGUGGAAGGCACCUGCCCAGCCCAUUGGAGACAUCAAGUUCUUUUUAUCGGUAGUCCAGUCAUAUUUUGUUUACUGGGUAAGGAUUGAAUCUGCUAUUGUGUCCCACCAAAUACAAAACAGAACACCUGCUGCUAGUAGCAAGAAGUCCAGCACUAUAAUGCCAACACCACUGCAGAAACCUACUGAUCUAAAAGUAACAGUUACAGCAAGCAAAGGUUCUGCUACACCCAACAGUAUUACUGUCUUUACUCAGUCUUCAAAAUUUAUGCCUGCCAGACUGACUAGAAUUGCAGUGACAAAAGUACUGGAGCCUGCUUUUGGAAGCAGACAAGACACAGAGCAACUUGAUAAGGGAAAGCAACAGUCUGAGACCUCUGUGGAUUCAGUAGCCUUGAGGGUCAGCAGCAGACAUGGAGGAGGGCAAGCCAACAGAAGCAGCAUCUACAGUGAUCAAAGUCUGGAGCCAUCACUUGAGUUUCAAGGGUUGGACAUGGCAAACAUCUUGCGAAGUUUCAUUUUACAAGCUUAUACCUCCAGCCCCAGCACACCUGAUGGACCACCAAGCAUCUCAGGUGCUUCCACAUCACAACUGUGUUUGACAUGUAAGGAAGAUAUACAGGAGGUUGCUGUGAAUUCCAACCAGGAGAUGACAAAACCUGUGUUGCAUGCUACUGCUUCACUUUCCACCCAGGUUUGGUACACUUACCUGCUUGCAGUUCCAGGCACAACGUCACAGCAUAGAGAUAGGGAAGCUGACUUGGAUGUCUCCAGCAGUUUAUCAUCAGCUUCAAGGCAGAUGGCAGAGAGGCGGUCAGUGACACAGAAGGCUUCAGCAAACUUCUUGCUGCAGUCAGAACAUGCAGUUUCCGGAGAGGAGGAGGAGAACCAAGAGGAGGUUACUGGAAAUACACUUCCAUGGGUGACCAGACCCAUGCCUGAUGCUGCUGUUCCUGGGAAAGGAGCAGAACACCCCAGAAAAGGGGGACAAUUCAUAGCAGCCCAACUUGGCAUUCUCCUUGGCUGUACAGCUGCCCUCGGCAUGGCCCUGGCUGCUGGGCUGCGCUGCAUCCAUGCCCAGUAUUGUCACAAGCGAACAGAAGUGUCCUUUAGUGAACCAGACAAUGAUGUCAUCACAAUGAGAGAGGGUGGGGAGAUGAUGCAAUUCAGGAAGAUACGGGAAAACAGCUUUGUGCUGGUGCAGGCCGAGUACAACUGGAUCAGCCCAUCAGGCAGUGGAAAAAAGACAGUCAUCUAAAAAUACCUGCAAAUCCUACAUAGUGCUUUAUAGAUUAGGUAGCGUCGUAUGUAGGGCAGAUGGUAAAAAUUAAUCGGAAUGUCUAACGUGAAUACAGGAAGCUGUUGUAGUGUAGCUCCUAUAUAUAACCAUCUCAGUAAAUAUACUCCAACUGAAAAAUGAUGGAAGUAGAUACAUGUUCUGAUCACAGUACAAAUGCAUGCAACUCAGUUACAGAUGUUAUGAAAAUUAGAUGUUCUA
This is a messenger RNA of Malaclemys terrapin pileata, 1896 nucleotides long. RefSeq names its product reeler domain containing 1 (gene REELD1). The record is from RefSeq and is a predicted model, not a curated record. Gene Ontology annotation, molecular function: oxidoreductase activity, acting on metal ions. Bases 13 to 1656 code for a protein of 547 amino acids. The transcript has 6 exons. NCBI's taxonomy places the organism in Eukaryota, Metazoa, Chordata, Testudines, Emydidae.